AUGGUUGCUAGACAUGGUCCAGGAUUUAAGCCACCUACUUAUCAUGAAGUACGAGUGAAAUAUCUAAAGAAAGAGGUGGAACUAACACACGAGUUGUUAAGAGAUUUUAAGAUAGAAUGGAGAAAAACAGUCCUAAAGGAACAUUUGUUUUUAACUUCCAUUGACACUUCUGACAUUUCUAAGACAGCGGAUAAGAUAUUUCAAAUGUUAGAUGCAAUUGUAGAAGAAGUUGGAGAAGAGAAUGUUGUUCAAAUAGUUAGUGACAAUGCUGCUAAUUACAAAUUAGCUGGUGAAUUGUUGAUGGAAAAAAGAAAAAGGUUAUAUUGGACUCCUUGUGCUGCCCAUUGUAUUGAUCUCAUGUUAGAAGAUUUUGAGAAAAAAAUACAUGUUCAUACCUUGACAAUUCAGAGUGCCAAAAGCAUAACAAGUUCAAGAAAUUGGAAAUCAAGUUCAUUCUCGAGUACGGUUGAUGGAAAGAAAAUUGAGGCAAUGGUUAUUGGUAGUCGAUUAUGGUCAAAUAUAAUUACAUGUCUCAAAGUUGCGAGACCUCUAAUUAAAGUACUUAGAAUGGUGGAUUCAGAUGUGAAGCCUGCCAUGGGUUUUAUUUAUGAACAAAUGGAUGAAGCUAAAGAAAAGAUUAGAGUCAACUUCAACAAUAUAAAGAGAAAUUAUGAACUUAUUUGGAAGAUCAUUGAUGAACGAUGGGCAAUUCAACUCCACAAACCCUUACAUGCUGCUGGUUAUUAUCUAAAUCCUCAAUAUCAUUAUAGUUGUGAUUUUAAAUCUAAUUUUCAGAUUAAAAAGGGUUUAUAUAGUUGUAUUGAAAGGAUGAUAACGGAUGAAAAUAUGAUAAGUAAGAUAGAUAGUCAGCUUGAAUCAUUUAAAAAUGCAAGAGGAUUAUUUGGUUCUAAAUUUGCAAAAAUGGCAAUAAGCACAAAGUCUCCAGCUGAAUGGUGGGAUUCUUAUGGUGAUGAAUGUCCAGAGCUACAAAUGUUUGCUAUUAGAAUACUUAGUCUUACUUGCAGUUCAUCUGGAUGUGAACGGAAUUGGAGUGCAUUUGAAAUGGUGCAUACAAAGCGUAGAAAUUGUCUACAUCAACAAAAAAUGAAUGACUUGGUAUUUGUCAUGUACAACAUGAAGUUAAAUGACACGCAAGUAUUAAGAAAAUACGUUGAAGAUGUUUCUUCUGAUGAUGAGUGGAUAACUGAAGAAAAUGAUGCGUAUAAUUCAUCGUCAUCUCAAACACGUUUAUUUAUAGAUAGUACUGAAUCUAGAGAAAACGAAGAAGAAAUAUGCGAGGAAGAUGGUGAAAAAGAAGGAGUAGAAAGAGAUGAUGAUGAUGAAGUUGAUGAUGAUGUUGAAGUUGAUGAUGCUAUGGAUGAUUUAGACAAUUUUGAUGUUAACAAUGAGAUAAAUGUUGAUGAUUUAAUUUCUUGA
Impatiens glandulifera is the source of this 1437-nucleotide messenger RNA. RefSeq lists its product as uncharacterized. The transcript has 5 exons. Bases 1 to 1437 code for a protein of 478 amino acids. Gene Ontology annotation, molecular function: protein dimerization activity. The record is from RefSeq and is a predicted model, not a curated record. NCBI's taxonomy places the organism in Eukaryota, Viridiplantae, Streptophyta, Magnoliopsida, Ericales, Balsaminaceae.